This is a messenger RNA of Anoplophora glabripennis (Asian longhorned beetle), 3391 nucleotides long. It is a transcript of the gene Gli, whose product is annotated as neuroligin-4, Y-linked. NCBI's taxonomy places the organism in Eukaryota, Metazoa, Arthropoda, Insecta, Coleoptera, Cerambycidae. The transcript is spliced from 9 exons. Gene Ontology annotation, cellular component: septate junction; tricellular tight junction; cell surface. Bases 196 to 2772 code for a protein of 858 amino acids. The record is from RefSeq and is a predicted model, not a curated record.
UGUGUCUAUGUAUUUGUCAAUUGUGUGUGUCAACAGGAGAUUAACCUUUUAAACUAAGAAAACAAGUACAGAAAACCGUCUCUUACUCUUUUUACAGUUGAAAUAUCUGUUAUAAUUGACCAAAGCACCCACCUGUACCUUUUAAUUCAUUUAAUUUGUGUAAAGUGGAAAAAAGAUGCCUUUGUUAUUAAACUUAUGACUCAGGGGCCUACUAUGGCGCUGACUACUGAACUGUUGGAAAAUAUUGUAUUUUUGUUAAUAUUUGUGAGUGAUUUGACAGUGGGACAAUAUGACCAAUACUACCCCUAUCCAACCCCAUUUCCACCAAACAAACAGAACCCUUACAAUGAAUAUGGACCACGUUUACCUUACAGUUACCAAAAUCCUAUAGAUGGUUACACACCAACGUAUCUUUAUAAAGGUAGACGUUAUGGGCAACAAAAUUUUGAUUACAAUUACAGCCAGGGUCGCCCUGGAGAUCCUAGAAUUAGAGGUCAAGAUGAACGAUUCUCAUACGACAGGGCUGGCAAUGCCGAUCCCAUAUUGCCAGGGAUUUUAGGUGGUUGGAGAGAAGACUUACAAGGAAAACGAAGAGAACAAACUAGGGAGAAGAUUCGAGAUAUUUUUGUUGAAACAACACAUGGUUCUGUGCAAGGGUUUCAGGUAUAUUUGUUUGAUAAUCCUGAUCCCGACUCACUUUAUAGACCAGGUGCUGAAUUCAUUGAACGAGAACAAGGGGUGACAUCUGUGUUCUUAGGCAUUCCUUAUGCACAGCCUCCGGUGAAUGAUGGGAGGUUUAAGCCUCCAAGAUUGCAUAGAGGAUGGCAGACUCUUCAAGCUGUUGAUUUUGGUCCUGCUUGCCCCCAACCACGCAAAUAUACAGGAGCUACAUUCGGUAUAACAUAUGUAGAUGAAGACUGUUUGUACCUAAAUGUUUUUACACCAGACAUUACGGCAGGAAGAUCUCAGAAAUACCCUGUAAUGAUAUACAUCCAUGGAGGCGACUUUAUCCAUGGAGCUUCAAACACUUUUCCUGGCCACAUAAUGGCUACAUUUUAUAGAGUUGUAGUGGUAACAUUGAACUAUCGGUUAGGAGCUUUAGGUUUUCUCAGUACAGCAGAUGUAAACUCGCCUGGAAACUAUGGAAUUCUAGAUCAAGCAAUGGCUUUACGGUGGAUCUACGACAAUGCAGAGAAAUUUGGAGGAGAUAAGGAUAGUAUUACUUUAUUCGGCCCAGGAGCCGGUGCUGCCUCAGCUGGUUUGUUGAUGGUAGCACCUCAAACAAGUAACAUGGUCACCAAAGUUAUUGCACAGAGUGGUUCAGCAGUCGCAGAUUGGGCCAUGACCCAUGACCGAUACAGAGCCCAAAACACAAGUCGAGUUUUUGGUAAACAGAUAGGUUGCAGUAUAGAUUCCUCUUGGAAGUUGGUAAAUUGUUUGAAAAAUUCAAGAAGUGCUAUUGAAAUCGGCAACGCAGAAUUUCCACCUGAAGUAGGCCUUUUCCCUUGGGCUCCAGUGAUAGACAUGAACAUAACUAUGCCACAUUACGAAGGUUGGUAUGAAAAAGACUGGCAUUUUAUCAGCGAAAGCGUGGAAACCUUGAUCAAGAAAAGGUCUUUUAAUGCUGGAUUGAGAUAUAUGUCGAGCGUAACACUACAAGAAGCUGCUACUUUUAUAACCUCAAACACAAGUUUGGCACCAAAUUAUAUAGUUAACCAGGAAUUCUUUGAUCAAAAAGUGAAAGAGUUGGUAUUAAGGUAUAAUUAUACGUUAAAUUCAAAUGGAACUUUCGAUGCAAUAAAGUAUAUGUACACGUAUUGGCCAGAUCCGCAUAAUGUGACACUUAUCAGGGAAAAAUAUAUUCAGCUGCUUACGGAUUUUCUGUACACUGCUCCAAACGAUAAAAUGGUUAAACUGCUCGUUGAACAAAACGUACCAGUAUACAUGUACGUUUUAAACACCACUAUCGAAUCAUUCAAUCUCUCAGAAUGGAGAAAAGUACCUCACGAUAUUGAACAUUACUUAUUGUGUGGUGCACCGUUUUUAGAUAUCGAAAUGUUACCAAGUCGGGAAAACUUUGUUAGGGACCAGUGGACAAGAAACGACAGAAAUAUGAGUCACUUUUUCAUGAAAGCUUAUACAGACUUUGCCAGAUACGGCAACCCUUCGCACACACAAAUCUUAGGACUGCAUUUCGAGGAAUCCAAACAUGGGCAGCUCAAAUACCUAAAUUUAAAUACGACAUACAAUUCCUCAAUCAUGUGGAAUUUCCGGCAGACGGAAUCAGCAUUUUGGACUCAAUAUAUACCGAUGGUGGUGGGCCACCUCGUGCCAACUUAUCCGCCAACUACAGAGUUCUGGUGGGAACCGAAGGCUCCGUUGCAGAUAGCAUUUUGGAGUAUUUCAGGUUUCUGUUUAUUGCUGAUCGUACUGCUAGUUGUCUGCUGCAUGUUGUGGAGAAAUGCAAAGAGAUCGUCUGAUAGAUACUAUAACCCAUACUUGUAUCCGCCUGACGCCGACACGGACAAUGAAGGAAUAGAAAAUACUAGGGGACCAAAUGACUACAUAAACAAAUACGGCUCUUCUAAAGUAGUACCUAGGACUAACAGUGCUUCUUCCUUCCAAAGUGUUUCCUUGAAAGAAAUGCAAGGUUUCAUGAGCAGCAGUCCAAACGGAGACCCUCCUAGAAAAGGUACGCCCGUACUUACCUCAAGACAUAAGAGCAAAUCGCAAUCGACAAUACCACAAGGUGUUCCACAGACUGAUGUUUAGUUUAGAAGUGGGUAUGGAUCAGCUUAACUGUCGUAAAUCACAUAAACUACUUCCUAUGAAAUAGGGGUGUGCCAUAGUAUUUAUUUUCGUGUUUUGUACCAAAAUAUUUCAUAUAAGAAACCUGUGGGAGUGUCCAAAAAACUCCAAAACAAAAUUCGUAAUUUUUUUUUGUUUCACGUCUUUUGUAUUUAACUUGAAAUGAAGAGAUUUUACACAGUAGACAAAAUCAUCCAAGUACUUUAUUUUCAAUAAGAAUGCAAGAAUGAGUUAGACCACAACAUUCCUAUAGCAAAAAAGGUAUGGUGAACGUUCCUCUUGUUCUUUAUGGAAUCAAUCCUUAUUUUGCUCUCGGUUUUAGUAAUGUUUCUCUAAAACUUGUUCUGGGUUUUAUUGUAUAGGGUUAGUCAAAAGUAUGGAAACACCCACAUGUCUCAGCAUUUGUCAGGGCACGUCCGAUGGUAACCUUGACCUUGAGGUCAAGGUCAUAUCAAGAUCAAGUCGGUUUUUUAAAUGGCGAUCCGAAAAUUACAUUGACCGUGACCUCAAGGUCAAUGGUCAAGGUCAAAUAUUGAUUUUUACUGUAAUUUUUUAGUUUUAACUACAGAAUCAUAGGAUGUGA